Nilaparvata lugens (brown planthopper) is the source of this 7394-nucleotide messenger RNA. RefSeq lists its product as uncharacterized. Gene Ontology annotation, molecular function: protein binding. The coding region runs from base 425 to 4654 and encodes 1409 amino acids. NCBI's taxonomy places the organism in Eukaryota, Metazoa, Arthropoda, Insecta, Hemiptera, Delphacidae. The record is from RefSeq and is a predicted model, not a curated record. The transcript is spliced from 3 exons.
AUUUUCACAUUCUUGGGGGGUCGCUCCAAGUGUCAAGUCUGGUGCAGCCCAUUAAAAAAUCAAAGUUUUGUGAGUUUGUUGAGCUUUUGUUUACAUUUUUUUCAGCAACGAUAUAAUAUGCAGGAAAAUCAGAAUGAGUUCUAGCAACGAAUGUUCCCGUAAAUAUUUUUAUCUAGAAAGAACACUUAUAAAUUGCAUUAUUAUUCUUCAAAGUGAAGAAAAUGCUCACUUCUUUAGUUAAGUCUACUGACAACGAGUGGAAAAUUGGUUUUUUAAGAGUAUGUGGCGAGUAGUGUUGAGUCUCGAGGAUAAACCAAAUUCUGUACAUAUCUUCUUUACUAGACUAUCACCGAUAUUGAAGGCAGAAUCACAUAAAUCUAUCACAUAGUUACUCUUCAAACACAAUUUGCCCUCUCUGAAUGAAAUGGAUGUGAACGGUGAGCAGCCACUGGCUAGCAAUAAUUCCAUAUUGAAUGGCUUAUUGAGCCAUGCCGAUGUCAUGAAUUUCUUGAUGGAAUCCGAUAACCAAUCACAUGAAGAUAUUCGGUUCACUUGUCUGAUUAUCAAGAACUAUCCUUUAAGUAACUUGGACAUUCAGACGAAUGCAAUCUUCAUCAAGGAUAAGUUCGACUACUCCCGGAAACAUCGACCUUGUCAAACAACAGAAUCGACUCCACAUUGUUCAACCCAUUUGGAAACACCAUCCACAUCUCACUUGAAAGGACCAACAGUUUUUACACUAAAUGAGGAUGAAAUUAUUGACAACCCUGAUGAAGGCUUAUGGACUAAGUACCUAGAAUUACCUGAUACAACUUUGCUUCUAAUCUAUAUGAAUCGGAUGCUGAAUUUUAUCAAAAUGAGAAACAAAACAGUAUAUUUAAGCCUUUUUAAUGAUGUAAUUAUGUUUAAUCAUGGAUUGUGCUUUUUAGGGAGAGCUAUGAAAGAUACAAAUCUCACUUGUUUGGCUCUUGGAAGAAAUUAUCUCAUAUCUGAGUUGCUUAAUGAUUUUGCCAAGCAUUUACCAGAAUCCCAUAUCAAUUCACUGGAUUUGAGUAAUAAUUUGAAUACUAAAGUAGGAGAAGAUAGAAUGAACUUUUUGGCUACAAUAUUGAAAGAUACUAAAAUAACAAAUCUUAAUCUUGCCGGCAAUGGCUUGAACUUGAAAUUGUUGGCUCCCUGUUUGAAAGGUUCAAAAAUAAUGUCUCUUGAUUUAACUAAAUGUGGUAUACAAGAUGAUGAUUUCAAGUUCUUAGCUGAUGUUCUUAAAGACACGCAAAUCGCCACACUUGACCUCAGUGAAAAUCGCCUAAAAUGUGAUAGCUUGAUGAUAUUGGCUCCGUGUUUGGUGAAUACCAAGAUUAUCUCUCUUUCCUUGCAAGAUAAUAAACUUAUUGGCAUUGAUGGGUUGAAUUGUUUAGCUGGGGUUCUGAAAGACACGCAAAUCACCUCACUUGAUAUCAGGUUUAUAGAAUUAAACAGUGAAUUCUUGAAAACAUUGGCAUUGUCAUUAGUUGAUACAAAAAUUACAGCUCUCAAGUUUAGCUGCAAUUAUUUGUGUAGUGAUGGUCUGAAAUAUUUCUCUCAGUCUCUAAAGAACACUCAGAUUACGUCAAUUGACGUUACCGAUUUUGGUUCAGAAGUCAACACCGCAUCGCCAAUUUUUUUCAAUAGUUUGGUUGACACGAAAAUAAUCUCACUCAGUCUAACUUAUUGUCAUGAAAGCAUACCCACUUUUGAUAGUUUGGCAAACGUUCUGAAAGAUACUCCCUUAACCAGUCUCAAGAUAAGUCCUAUUUUUGAUGGUGAUAAUAAUUGGAUGAAUUCAGUUGCCCAUUGCUUGGUUAACUCAAAUAUAACUUCAUUAUACUUGGAUAGAUUGUCGGUUAGUGAUAUUAAAUUUCUAGCAGAUGUUUUAAUGUCAACAAAAACCACGUCUAUCGAUAUAAGAAGAAUUAAACAUCACCAUGAUAGCAUGAAGCUGCUUGAACUGUGUUUACUGAAUGCGAAUAUUACACAUUUAAGGUGGAAUUGUUGUUCAAUAUUAUUACCGGAUGACCUUGAGAACACAGAUAAUACUUAUGAGAACUGCUUUGGUAAAUUGCUGCAAAACUCACAAGUCACCUCACUUGACCUAUCUGACAAUAACAUGUAUGGUGCAAGCAUGAGACUAUUAGCACCUUCCAUGGUGUAUUCAAAAUUAUCUAUUCUCAACUUGAGUUCAAAUUAUUUAGGCCCAGAUGGUAUCCAGUCUUUAGUUCCAUUUCUUGGAUCUACUCAAAUUACAUCACUGAGUCUUUCUAGAAAUUAUUUGGAUUGUGAUAGCAUAAUGAACCUUGUCAUGUGUUUGCCAAAAACAAAAAUCACAUUCCUCGACAUCAGUUACAACACCAUUUGUUGUAAUGCUUUUUAUUUGGGUUCUGUUCUGGAGAACACUAAACUAACUUCUCUCGAUCUUAGUUAUGGAUGUUUAAGUGUAGAUAAUCAUUAUCUUAGAUAUCUUGGAGAUAAAGUCUUACAGAGUUUGCAUGUCAGUGAAUAUCUUGAUUUGAGUGGAUUUAGAUUAUUAUGUCGUUUCAAAUUAUUUUCUUUGUGUAAACAGCUGAGCUUAGUGAAUAUCACUUCUGUGAACCUUAGCGAUGUGAACUUGAAUUGUGAUAGCAUGUACUAUCUAUCACUCGGCUUGGUAGGAUCACAAAUUGAUUCACUUUAUUUGAAUCGGAACUCAAUAGGUUGGGCUGGUGCAUUGCAUUUGGCUAAAAUUCUUGUAUCCACUAAAAUUUCUAAAUUAACACUGGAAAAAAACAACAUUAGUUGUAAAGGUUUAAAGUAUUUGGCGCAAGGGUUAGUGGGAUCUCACGUAACAUCACUGAACGUGUCGUCCAAUUGCAUUGGCGACGAUGGUCUUAGAUACUUAGCUAAACAUCUUGUUGAUACUCAAAUAUCUCAUCUCUACCUUUCCAGUAACAAUAUAACUUGUAGAGGAGCUUUUUAUUUAUCUCAAGUGCUGGCUCAGAUUUUCUGGUUGAAUGUUUCAAGUAAUAGAAUUGGUUGUGAUGGCGUCAAGUAUUUGGCGCAUGGACUUCGUGGGUCCCGAAUGUGGUUACUCAAUCUAGCUUCCAAUUUAAUAGGGGAUGAAGAGGUCGAGUAUCUAGCUGAGUGCCUUAAAUGUACAACUACUCAAAUGGAUGAACUUGAUUUACGUGGCAAUCAAAUCUCGCCCCAAGUGGCUCACCAGAUAUGCGCAAGUGUUCUACAAUGUAAUUAUAAAACUAAAGUUAUAUUCGAUUUCAAUAACAUUAUGGAGAAUCCACCAAUGAACCAAGAACAUGAACGUUUGAUUCUAUUCAGAUAUCCAGGAUGCUCUAUUGAAAUAAAUCAUACAUUCUGGUACACUAAAGAACUAGAAAAUCUCAUUAAAUAUGCCAACUAUUGUGAAACUGGUAUCAGUUAUCUUAUACUAGAAGAAAGUCCAUCGCAGUUUUUUGGUGUAUUUGAUAAUAUUAAUAUUACUGAAAUUGAAAUCAAUUAUACUUUUCGAAUCUCUUCUAUUGUUCCAAUAUUUCAGAAAAGCAACGUUCUAAGGGUAGUAAUUAACAACUGCCGAAAAAGUGCUCUAGAAUUAGUUAGGCAGUUAAUUGUGAUUUCAGUGAAGCUCAGUAAUAUAGAAGAGGAGAUCAUUUUAAGAGAUCUCAGUAAAGUAAUUGAUGGACGCGAAAGCACUUUCUGUAACAUAAUGUAUCUUGAUCUAAGCCAUAAUAACUUGGGAAGAAGCGAAAAUGGGAUUGAAUAUUUAGCAAAGACUUUGGCAGAUUCUCGUGUAAUAUCUCUAGAUUUGAGCUUUAAUAAAUUAGUGGGAAAAGAUAUUUCAUUACUUGCUCAAGUCCUUCCCCAAACCAGAAUAAAUUACAUUGAUCUCUAUGCGAAUAAUAUAAAAUACAUGGGAUUCAAAUGUCUAAUGGAUGUUGUUGAAAAAACAAGGAUUUGUUGGCUUUCACUCGCAGAAAAUGGCAUAGAAAAUGGACUGGUUGAAAACAUUAAUUUAUCUCUAUACAUUGUACCACGAAAUGAUACCCCAAUCGAAUUCCAAAUACGAUACCUGUUCAAACAGUUGGUAUCGUUCAACACUGACAAUCAAUUGGAAUUUGUUGUUCCUAGAGACGAAUCAAUGUCUAUCAUUCAUUAUCCUCUUUUAAUUAAACACUUGUUGGAGACUCCUAGCCUCAAAAUCCAUGUCUAUGAUAUUUUCUACAUGUUAACUAGAAGACACGACAUUCAUAUUUUGAAUAAAACUAAUGAUUUCAUCCAAGAAAUAAUUAAGAAGUUUUUGUCAUUUUUCUCGAAUAAUUUGCCAAAGCUUGUAGAGAGAUACGGUUUUGAAAGUUUUGUGGAUCUCGUCAAGGAGUGCGACAAUUUGGGUUUGAUCAAAAUUGUUAGAGAUUUACUUGUGCAUAGGCCUUUAUUUUUCGUGAAUAAUGAGCAGACUAUUCUGCAUCCAUUCAUCUACAAAAUGCUACAUAAAUAUGGCAUGACAGUAUAUCAGAAAGAGAUGGAACCUAAUAAGAAACAACAGAUAAUUUCUUACUUUGAAAAGCAUUUAGAUAUUUAUUGUGCACCAGAAAUUAUUAAAUUACUAUCUUCGGACGAGUACCAAUAACUGUAAUAACAGUUACCACAGUUUAUAUUUAAAACAUUCAGGCUACUAAUGAAUUUGUGUUUUUUAUGUGUUCAUUCUUAUUGAUUGUAAGUGCACAAUUAAUUACUUAAAUAUCAAUGAGUUAUUGUAUUAGAAAUAAGAUUGGUUUGUUGUAAGAAUUAUUGAGCAUUGUGGAUUAAGAUUUAUCCGACUAUCAAUAUGAUAAUAUAGAUUAAUACAUAAUAUACUCCAAACUGUAUAUUUAUACUUUAUAAUUUAUAGUAGAUGUUUAUAAUGUUCAAAGAAUUGUAGAUAAACAUGCUUACAAUUUUUUAUUCUUGUAUCUGUGCAUUUAUAUUUGUAAAGUUAUUAAAUUAGUUUUAUGCACCAGAAAUUAUUAAAUUAUUAUCUUCGGACCAGUUCCAAUAACUGUAAUGUCAGUUAUCACAGUUUGUAUUUAAAACAUUUACUAAUGAAUUUAUGUUUUUUAUAUGUUCAUUCUUAUUGACUGUAAGUGCUUUUUUUAUAUGUUCAUUCUUAUUGACUGUAAGUGCACGAUUAAUCACUUUAGGCCUAUUAUCAAUGAGUUAUUGUAUUAGAAAUAAGCUGUAAGAUUUGAGCAUUGUGGAUUAAGAUUUAUUCGACUUAAAAUUAAGAUUUAUUCAUCAGUUACCACAGUUUAUAUUUAAAACAUGUACCAAUGAAUUUGUGUUCAUUCUUAUUCUAGUAUCUGUGCAUUUUUAUUCGGAAAGUUAUGAAAUUAGUUUUUAUAUAAAAAUUGUGUAUUUAAGACUGAUAUUUACUAGACCAAGCUAUGAAGUUGAAAAUGUAGCGUACAAAGAUGAAAUAUACUGGUAGCCUAUAUUUAGCCUAUAUUCCAGGUUCGCUAUAUUCCCAGUAGCCUAUAUUCCAUAUUCCAAGUGAUAAUACAGUUCGGUAGAUAAAUACAUUUUUGCCAAUUUUAAGUUGUUAUUAAUCACCAAGAGAACUAUUUCUAUUGAACUUUGUGCAUUGACACAAUUUAUUAUUAUACAGCAUAUUCAUUUAACAGUUUAUUUGAUUGAAUAAGAAUGUAUCAAAGCGGAAAAUAUCAAAGAAUGAUCAUGAUAAGCGGAAUCAUGGCAAUAUUGAUCCAAGGUAUCUCGAUGCCAAUCAAUGAGGAGAAACUUGUUAAUUGUAAGAAUGCGAUUUCCAGUUAUGGUUGGAAUUGGUAGUUUAGCAAUAACCAUCAAUGCUCUUCAAAUUUACUAUUUGAGAAAAUGUUUAAUACUUUUAAUAAUAUAUUUGAAAAUACCAUUCCCAGGCGUACAUGUAAAGUGAAUCCCAAUGCAAAUAAAGAUAAAAAACAUAAAACCAAUAGGUUUGAAAUUCGUCUUAACUGGCUAACUUGAAACGUGAGUUGAGUUUUUGUUUAGAAUUAUUUAGAUUGAAUAAAACAGAUCUGUUAAAAGCAAAUUACAGGAAUUACAGAAAUAAUGUUGUAAACAAGGCUAAGAGCAAAUAUAACUUGUAUUGAGUCAUCUAAAAAUAAAUGUAAGAAAGCUUGGAACCUAAUUAACUCAGUUGCAAAAUGUAAACAACAAGAAUGCUCUGUAAUAUCACCAAAUGAAUUUAAUAAUUUCUGUGUUGAGUCUGUAGGUAUUAUUCGUGAGUAAUAUUGUGAGGCCUCGUGAAACUGUGUCUGAACUUUUGAAUCAGUGUGCCAAGAAUAAGAGUAAGUGAAAAGUUAUCAUUCAAGGAGGUUCCAAUGGAGACAAUAUUUGAAGAUGUGAAUAACUUAAAACCCUCUGACUGUGUAGAUAUCUAUGAUAUAUCGAGUAAUUUGCGAAAACAGAUGAUUGGUUACAUAGUAGUUCCUUUAACUCAUUGUAUUAACAAAUGCUUGAAGGAGGGUGUAUUUCAUGAGGUACUCAAAUUAUCCAGGGUAGUGCCUAUUUAUAAAAAAGGGAAGAAAGGUUGUUCUUCUAGUUAUCGUCCAAUAUCCCUAACGCCCAUAAUUUCGAAAGUAUUGAAGUUGUGUCUUGUGUGAUUUUUUGAAUGCACAUAACAUACUUUCUGAUGAGUAAUUCGGUUUUAGGAAGGCUCGAUCGACGGUUCAUGCUGUGGAUACAAUUAUAAGAAAAUUGCUCAAGGCUUUUGAAGAGAGAUUUUGUUCAGCCUACGGUACCUUUUGCGAUCUCAGCCGAGUAUUCGAUUUUGUAGAGCAUGAUUUAUUGCUGGAUAAGCUAGUCUUACGGGGGGUAUGAGAAGUGUUGAGUUUUUACUCAAGUGUCAAGUCCCACUGUAGACCCCUGUUUGGAAAUUCUCACUAUAAUUAACCUUAAUAUAUUCACAGUUAUCUUCUAUACUAAGAAAAAUCUGCCAGAGCACCGCCUCAGAAGAGAUAUAGCCUACUGUUAUUCAAUAGACUGCCACAAGGCCAAGGCCCAAGCUCCGUUUCACGUGUUCACAAGAAAAUUAUAUUUCUGGUUGGUCAAAAAUCCUUUUUAUUCUCUUGACGAGUAUUUUUAACUUUAAAUCCAUGCUUUAAAUUAUUUACAAGAAUUGUAUUUAAUGUUAUAAAUUAUUGACUAAACUAUUGAAAAUUUGUAAAUUUCCAAAAUUAUUGUAAAUAUGACGUUGCUCAUAACAUGUAUGUUUCAUGGCAAUAAAAUUAUAUUUAUUUAUUUAUUAGUAGAUAACGUAAAAUAUAUAGUUUUUUAAUCCUUGUUAGACGUGAAUCAUCCAUGUCAAGUGCCUAUAAUAAAAGCGAUAUUAUGAA